CGUGUUGUAGACUUUGAUGAGACUCGGAAAUUGCGAUGCCGACCAAUUACCAAAGAAAGCAAACUAGUCAGUCAUCAUCAUAUGAUAGCUCUUCUUCUUCUUCGUUCCUUUUCUAUUACAUUUCUUUAUGGGUUUGUAAAUUUGUGUGUUUUUGUUAAUUAAUAGGUGUUUCUUACUUCAGUCGGCUUCAAUGGCCGCCGGUUGUGCUGUUCAAGGUGGCUGUCCGACUGAUUACAUAGCCAUCUCAAUCUCCAUUUUGUCUUUCCUACUGUGGUUCUUAAGGAUCUGUAUUAAUGGGUUCUUAAUUGAUUUCUUCUCACAGUCUACUUUCCUGGUCAUCUUUACCUUUCCUUAUUCACAAGGUUCCUCGUUCCAAGGGCAGCAGCUUUUGGCUCCCAGCAAUUCAAGUUCUUGCUAGCUUUAACCUUCUCUUAUCCAUUGUGGUAUGGAAAAGAUGUCCCUAAAUUUUGUGAAAUUUAAAAGGCAUCACUGGUGGCAAUCUUGCUAUUUGUGGGCAGGUUGGAUUGAAGGUCCUUUUGGAUUUGGAUUGUUACUUAGUUGUCGCCUUGUGCAGGCCUUCCAUUUGUAUUAUAUAUUUGUUAGGAGGCGCUUACCGCCUAUUAGGUCAUAUGCUCUUCUUCCAUCAAUUCUUUUGCCUUGGGUGGUUGUAGCAACAUUGAUUCAUAUAAAGAAACCUUUGAAUUAUCAUUGCCACAUGAGGAACAGAUGGAUUAUCCCAAUUGUUUCUCUUCAUGGACUUUACAUUGUUGGGCUGAUUGCUUUUACAAGAGCCAUUCAUCAUGUAGAAUUUAGGUUUCAUGAACUCAAAGACCUAUGGCGUGGAAUACUUGUUUCAGCUUCAUCCAUCGGAUUAUGGGUUGUUGCUUAUGUUUUGAAUGAAAUUCAUGAAGAAAUUACAUGGCUUCAAGUUGCAUCAAGAUUUAUGUUGUUAGUUAUGACAAGUAUAUUUGUUCUGGCGUUCUUCUCCAUAUCGAUUUCUCAACCUUUACUCUCACAAAUGAGCUUGAGGAGAAGGGAACAUCCGGAAUUGAAGACAAUGGGGCAAGUUCUAGGUGUGCCUGAUAGUGGCUUAUUGGUACCUGUGGAAUCGAAUCUACAAAUUGACCCAAACCAACCUUUGGAUAAACUUCUUCUGAAUAGAAGUUUCCGCCAAUCUUUCAUGGCAUUUGCUGAUAGUUGUUUGGCGGGAGAAAGUCUCCAUUUUUAUAAUGAAGUUCAUGAGCUUGAUAAAAUACCCAUUGAAGAUAUUGUACGAAGAAUUUACAUGGCGCGUCAUAUUAUUGAGAAAUUUGUUGCUGCAGGUGCCACGAUGGAGGUUAAUCUUUCGCACAGGAUUCGUCAAGAAAUCUUAACGACUGCUGAUCUGACGGAUCCUAACCUUUUCAAAAGUGCAGUAAAUGAGUUGGUGCGGCUAAUGCAAAUGAACUUAUUGAGGGAUUAUUGGUCAUCAAUGUAUUUCCUAAAAUUCAAAGAAGAAGAUGUCAUGAGAAGGGUUGGUUCCAAUUUGGAGCAAAUGAACAGUUGGAACUUCUCCCCGAGAUUGAGCUCUGUUAGGGGCUCAGAUGACCCUUUCCAGAUAGAAGUUACCUCCACAGAAGUCAUGAAAUGAGAUAGAAAUUGCUUUAACUACCACAUGAACUUCACUAGAAAAAUCCUAAUCCACUGUGACCUUGAGGAGCUCAGAUGACCCUUUUCAGCUUAGAUUCCCUGUGUUCUUCAAAAUCCUUUAAGAAAAAUGGUUGGUUCAUAGCUAUAGCUAUAGCUUCUGCUGCUGCUUCUUUAGAGCUCAAUCACUAGUGCAAGAAUUGGGAAGGCUGGGGUUAAAAAGAAGUGUUAGGAAUGGAUUCAUAUGUGCAGGCAAGUAAAUGAUUUAAUAUUACUCAAUUUUGCUAUCUUAUGGAGAAAUCUUACUAUACACUUAAAUAGAAUUUUAUUAUACAAAGUAUGGUUGCAAAGU
Molecule: messenger RNA, 1978 nt
Organism: Impatiens glandulifera
Lineage: Eukaryota; Viridiplantae; Streptophyta; Magnoliopsida; Ericales; Balsaminaceae
Product: regulator of G-protein signaling 1
Exons: 11
Coding region: 446-1630 (394 amino acids)
Source: RefSeq, a predicted model, not a curated record